Spizellomyces punctatus DAOM BR117 is the source of this 3861-nucleotide messenger RNA. RefSeq lists its product as uncharacterized. NCBI's taxonomy places the organism in Eukaryota, Fungi, Chytridiomycota, Chytridiomycetes, Spizellomycetales, Spizellomycetaceae. The record is from RefSeq and is a predicted model, not a curated record. The transcript is spliced from 6 exons. Gene Ontology annotation, biological process: DNA repair; DNA replication. Bases 99 to 3494 code for a protein of 1131 amino acids. Gene Ontology annotation, cellular component: Slx1-Slx4 complex; nucleus.
AAGGCAAAUCGCGCCGGGGCAUCUAAUUCGCUAACGAGCUCUACAGGAAUGCUCCCAACUCUUCCAACUCACGUUGGAAGGAGCUCGGGUGCUGAGCCAUGAAAGAUGGGGUGCAACUAUCUGACGAGAUAUUUGACAAAACGAAUGAUCUCGUCGGUGCUACGAAUGGCGCCAAAUUCCAUUCUUCUUCACCCGGCAGUGAAAUACCGAGGACGUUUAACGUGGACGACUCAGACUUGUGUAAACAUGAAGUGAAUUUGCGGUCUCAGGGACAGGUGGGCAAUUCCAGCAGUAGGGGUGGACAUAUGCCAAAGAAAGGCGAUCUUGCAUUGAACCCAGAACUGACGACUGAAGGCCAUUGCGCUGAAGCUAGUUCUGAUAGUCAUCUUGCAUGCAUCGCGGUAGAUGACGCUGUAGAAAAGGAUCCUCAUUUAUUGUCUUGCGAGAGGACCAAUGCGUCUCUGCAAGUCAGCGAUAGCAUUCCAAAGACUGCGUCUAGUGAAAGCAAUAUUACAAGCCCGCCUCCUACGAUGCAGAAAUCCCAAACAUGCUUUUCCAAUCAUAUACCGGAAGUAUUUGCAGACUCGUCAUGUAGUGGGGACGUUUGUGCGAUCGACAAAAGGCCGGAGCUGGAUAUUGACCGCACUUUGAAGGCUCCUAAUUGUGGGGACGAUGAUGCUCCAGCGAGUGUCAGUACCACGGCAGUAGCAGCGGACACCGAGCGUCUUGAUCCUGGCAGCUGCUUUGAUAGAUUACCCAUAGAGAUCCGUUUCUGUCUUGUGUGCAGUAAGAGCGUCGAGAAGUUCUCCACUAUUCGACGUAACAUGCAUGUGAUGAGGUGUCUUGAAGCGCAUUUGGAACCAAAAGAACAUGGAGUAGAUCCGGCAUCAACGGCGGCUAUGAAGAGUGCGGAAUUCUGCGAAGCCACAUAUGCUCGUUUUCUUCGGUUUUGUCCUUUCUGUGGUACUGAGAACCCUUGGUCAUCGGGCGGAGCCACAUCAGGACCCCUUCCGAGCAAACUGUGUUGCGAGUACGCAUCGGGCGAGAAUACAGUCGUCUUGCGAAAGUUGGUUUUCGCUGCGUACAAGAAGUUAAUCGCUUCGUCCACUGGGGCAGUCAGUGGACACACAGUAGAAUCUCCCCACUUUAGAGUUAGUGCAGAAUCGACAGAUAGCGGGAGAUUAGAGUACGUAUGGAUCGAGGUGGACUGUGAUAACGAAGAGAACUGGAUACCACGCAUUUGUCGGGAAAGGAUUCGACAGCCGCAACCGAAAUCCAAAGCACUAAAAACGCGCAAGAAGCAAGUCAGUACUAGAACCAGAAGCAUAAGCAAUAUUAUCCCAGUAGAAGUGAAUGGAAGCAAAGAGAAUAUUGAGCCGCAAAAGGUGGACUUUGCAGAUGACGUCAAACCGGCUACCAGGAGCUCUGAUACAGUGGUUCCAAAACCCGAAGCAAAGAUAACCCCUUCUGAUUCCUGCAAACCUGCGAAAUCAUCGAAAUUAACAACGCGACGAUCGCGCAAGCGCAAAUCUGCGGAAAUGGAUGUCCAGCUGACUCUCUCAAAGAUCGAGGGUAUGAAACGACAACGUCACGAACACGCGCCCACUGUUCUUCCCGCGACUGAGGCGAAGGAGUUGGUUGAACAAAAGAUUAGUGCGAUUUUGCACAACGUAAAUCCACACAUGGAGUUGGACAGUGAUGACACAAUGAUUUAUCCCGGCCAAGAACCAGCUCACUCCGUGGAUCAGGAAGUUCCCAUAACUAGCUAUUCUCUAUGGCAACUAGCUUCAACGAAGGGAGAGAUAUCGGACAUCAGGUGCACAGAGCUUAUCAACAAGCACACCGUUGAAUCACGAUGUUCCCAAGCUCUGAGACCGCCUCGCCAGCUUGAAGACCCAUCUCUGUCUCAAGAGGAGCGGAAACUCCUCAAGGAGAGAGAAGCACGGGUUGUCACCAUUCGAGCGGUGUAUGAUGGGCAAAUUCGGCGUCGCGAGCAGGAGUUGGAAGCGGAAAUUAGAGCUCUAAGAGCCCGCCACUUACAAUGGGUUCGCGACCACAUUAAGCUCCGUGACAAGGAAAUUGCCGAAGUCAUCGAACUGGCCGAAACUCGUUCACGUGCUCUGCAGACGGAACAAUUGAGGAAGCAUUCGGUGGUGGAUGAGCAAAAGGAAGCUGUUGAUGAAGCUGGAAGGUCUUUAACUCACGAACAGGAGAUAGUACCAGCGCAUCCGGCUGCAUAUAGUCCGCAUCAGUCUGCUGAUGAAUCAUGUAAGCGGGAAGUCGGUCCUGACGCGAGUCCACUAGAAAUGCACGUCCGGGCGAUACGUGCUGAUGCUCAAGAAAAUGGCGAGACCGCCACAACUGAAGAUAGUGUGCAAAGUGCCCUGGUAACCAACAAAUCACUCCCUUCACAACCACCUGCAGAUGUUGUGGUGGAUGAAGGAUGUGAAGAAUCUGUGUCAACUAGUCUGAACCUUUUCGACCAAGCGGCUGGGAAGGAGGAGGAACUAAGCGGGCUCAUGGUUCAAGCGUUGCUGGAAUGCUCCUCUGAACGUAGUCCAUUCUGUGAAGAGCUUGUUGACAAUCCCAAUAGCUUUGGCGUCGAUCUAAACGUAGCAGCUCUUGAUUCAGCAAAUGAAUCAGAGUCUGAGACCGGGAGUAGAGGGUCUUCCAAAGACGCAGACUGCGUGAGUCCAGAGCUGUGCCCGUCGGCUGGGACGUGCAUUAUCAUGGAUGAGGAUGAUAUUGAGCUACGUGCAGAGACGAGUCAAAUCGACAUUACGUCACCAAAUCUUGGAAAUAAGAAUGGCGAUCAGCCCUCCUUCCAUGAUGGUCUUCAGCUGCAUGAGGAUGCUGCGGAUCUGAACAAUAGCUCAAAAGUGCAGUCCACUGCAUUCAACCUCUCAGGUGAAGAAGCUGAAUGUCCAUUUGAAUAUGAGUACCAGGAGGACAUCAUAAUUCCAGUAGCCUCAGACGGCGAGCUGGAGGAUGAGAUCGCUUCUUUGACCGCCUGCGAAUUGGAACAAAGACAAGAAUGCCUUACUGAAGCCGCUAACUGCUGCAAUGUGGUCUAUAUUGAGGAAGAUCAUGCAUUGGUGGCUGGCGCCGCUCACAAUGGAAUUGUUGACUUGACUGAUGAGAGAUCCGCUUACUCUCAACUAUGUCAAGAUAUUGAUGACCCCUUCGAGGUUUGCAUUGACGAGUCAGAAGUAGUGAGGUUGAGUCCGCAAACUACACAUGACGAGGAUUCGAGCCAGUCACUGCACGCAAAACUCUUUUCCUACAUACGCGCACAAAAGCAACUGUACAGCCGUAUUUUGCGAUAUGAGCCGUUGGACUUUGACAUCCUGUAUGCACAGAUUAUCCAAGAGCAAGGGCUUGGAAAAUGUUCGAGGAAGGCGCUAAGCGCAUUCCUGGAUAGCAAAGCUAUAAAUUACGUUCUACCUUCGAAGCCAGCCAAAACAGAAGAUGGAAAACGACGGCGCUGGCGCUGAAAGGAACUCACAGUGUAUAUAACCGCCCAUUGUGGACCUACGCGAUUUCAUUUGAUUGUUAAAACGGAACAGCUGACAGAAGAUCAGUCAUGCACAAAACACCAGUCUCUGCGAAGCCUUGCGAGAAAACACAUCUGAAUAUGAUAUGGCUGCAGAAUGAUUUAUCUGCUCGACACCUGUUGUAUUGGAUGAUUGUUAAACGGCACCUUUACCUACUCGACAUAUAAAUUCGAAUCCUGAGGCACAGGGCGAAAAGGCACUUCUUUUUGUAUGAUAUAUUCCGUGGAACAAAGUGGUAUGCAUUAUAGAAGGAUAUUCAUUCUAAAAGUAUAAAUAUGAAAUAUCGGAGUCGAAUGUCAAAAUCCAA